CGUAUAUCUGCGAUGGUAUAAAAGACCGGAUGUGAGGUGGGUAGUUCUUCACUACGUUACUUCUCUCUUAACCGAACGUACUCCGUCCUCACUCACAACAUGCAAUUCAGCAUUCUCACACACCUCCGCGUCCUUUUUGCGUCCCUCCAAGGUGUUCGAGGGUCGGGACCGGAUUCGUCUAUGCUUCCCUCUGAUUCGGCUUCCGCUAGUCUGUCAAACAGUGGUCAAGGAUACAUCCCUCGCGGAAGAAAUAAUAUCGAUACCCAAGGUUCUGCGACGAACAGUGGAAGCGGGAAGCCGAAGCCUAGUGGAACCACUGGCAAUAGCGGAGGACAAGCUUCCAAUAGCGGAGGCUCUGCCACAAAUGGAGGCGGACAGACCAGGUAAAGGUCGGCAUGGGAGAUCCUAGCCCCUUACCCAUUUGAGUUCAUUUUUUUAAAUCUUAUAUCCGUCCACUGGAAAUAAUUUACAUUCCCUUGCCACUUGCUAUCCCCUACUUAAUAUUCUUUUACUUACGUGAUGUAUUGUUCACUUGUCUUUUCUUCACAGCGAGGAAGAGUUUCGUGCGCUUCUUUCGAUUUGUGCUAUUAGACCUACUUACAUUCGUAUAAUUCUAAAAUUUUUAUUGACC
Molecule: messenger RNA, 631 nt
Organism: Guyanagaster necrorhizus
Lineage: Eukaryota; Fungi; Basidiomycota; Agaricomycetes; Agaricales; Physalacriaceae
Exons: 3
Coding region: 100-387 (95 amino acids)
Source: RefSeq, a predicted model, not a curated record